AUGGGGUUUCCUUUAGAAUUUGACUUUGAUUUUGACUUUGACUUUGAUUCAACGUCUGAGUUGCCUUACUUGUCCUCGCUGCCGCUGGAUGAUUUCAUGGACAUGCUUCAAGAUAGGUUCGCCGGUACCAUGGCACAAAACCCGCUGCACAAUCUGAGUCUCCGCCAGCUUGCUCGAGCCAAGCAAGACGACGAGAUUUUCAAUUUGUACUCCAAGUAUAAUUCAGCAGCAACGUCCACAGGGUCCAACGAUGCACAUAAGCAAUCGCCUACUGACUUGCAAACCAUGGGAAGAAUUUCUUCACAAAGCGAUGUGAACCAACGGGUAGCUGCAACUUCCCUAAACACAACCACAACCCAUCACGAUGAUGACUUUGGUGCAGAAGAUGAUGAAAUAAAGAUUAUCUAUGCAAGCAGCCAUUUAAACCAUGCCACAUACGACCCUUCUACUCUCCAUCAACAAAUUGGCGGAGCUCACAACCAAGACAUGAAAAGUUUAGCCAAUCACGCUUUACCACCUCCGCUACCACCAUCUCCCGCAACAACAAAAACAACAAGAGCGACAGAUACGACAGCAACUACAACUGCUGCUGCUGCUGCUGCAACAUCUCUCGACAGAAGCAAUAUUGGUUAUUCUCAUAAAGACGCUGCCUUUACAGAUGUUGAUAACAGAAUUGUGGUUGGUAGCAGCACGGCAUUCGACCCUAGCAGCGACAGCUUGACCAAUUAUCCAAUAGACACGACCCACAACCAUCACCACCUUCACUACCAAAACAUGAUGCAUCAUGCAAAUGAUACUAUCAAUUUUAAUUACCCAGCCCAUGUUAUUAACACCAAUCACUACCCUCAACAACAACAACCACAACAACUACUCCAUCAAAACCACCAUAAUAGCUACCACGCACCUGGGUCCGCCUCUUUGUUAUCAUCAUUACUAUCGCAACCACAGUCACAGUCACAGUCACGGACGCAGACACAGUACAAUUUCAACAUAAAUGCUUUAAGUUACACAUCGAGUGUAAACUUGGUAAAUUACGGUAAUUUCACUGAAGGCGAUAUCAACAGUUUAGUCGUCCCCAUAUUACCUAGCAGCAUCAAUAGUCGCACUCUGCAAAGCGACGGACCCGACUCCCAUUCCACCAUCCCCAAGAGUAUUGACAAUUCACCAUCAUCCAUUUCAUCCCUAAAUGACAUGGUUAGAAAAAGGGAGAAACUGAGCAGCAAAGAGGUUUCUUCAUCCAUGGUCCACCGAAUAGAUCCCCAAGAGGCUGCACCGGCGGCUAUUCUGUCGCCGCUGGUCUCGACUGAAAAAAUCAAGAGGCGGAAACACAAGAACUCCAAGUUGGGUUGUGCCAAGUGCAAAAAAAGACGCGUCAAGUGCUCGGAGGAUUUACCCUCGUGUAUCAACUGCAGGAAACAUAAAGUGAAGUGCUCGUAUCUCGACUAUACCGAGGAACAGUUGAAAGAGCUCCGAGAAGCUAAGCAGCAGAAACUCUUUUUGAAAUUGCAAAACCAGCGACAAAAGGGAGACUCUAGUGACUCGAAUGAAGACGAAGAAGAGGUGCUGACGACUCUGACGACUGUUACCGGAACCAGUGCGGGGAAAGUAAGCAAGCCGCGGUCGAGACGCCAAUCAACGUCGAUGUUGAACAAGGCGCAAGAGCCGUUGCCGCAACGACUAACCUUGACCAAGAAAGCCGUUAGCUCGAGCGUGAUUCCAUCCAUGGUGAAAACUAGAACCGAUGACGAAUUCAUCUCCACCACCACUAGGGACAACUUGAAACUCAAUCGAAGCAACUCUAGCCUAGUGGUGUUCAAGAAUUUUUCCAACAUUUUACCUACUGACGCCCAGAGUGAGCUUCUUUAUCCUGACUAUAGCAUGCAUGGAGGCUCUCCUGGCAUCGAAAGUCCAUAUAAGGUUGUGAGCAAUCCUCAAAUUCACGGGGUAUUGCAUAUGAAAAUGACAUUUAGUCACAAACGGAGAAGAACAAUCAACCACCAGAUUGAAUACAUGAAACGAAUGAAGGCGAUUGCUCCCUUGGUUAGAGACGGAACUGCCUCGUUGCCCCAAAUCAGAGACUUGUACACUCUGUGGCUCAAUUCUUUUAUAUACUUGGGCUAUUCCAGUGCGCUCAUGUUUAACUGCUUGUUGAACUUGAACACCAACUACUUGAUAACCAAUUGCUUUGGCGACUCCUACAAGUACUAUAGCAGUAACGGCGACGUUGCCCUGAUUGCACGAGGUAACGAAUUGGCCAAAGUCAGACAGGCAUUGUUUGUCAAGUCCAUUAAAUACUACGGGGAAGUUGUCAAGAGACUAAGAAGCAUGCUCAGCAAGAACGAUGACCCCGAUACAGCUGGAUCUGUGUCCUACAUAUUGAGUCUCAUGUCCGUUUACGAUCCCGAGAGCUCUUUAAACUCCACGAUAUGCUUUGUUGACGGAUUGUUUGGAGUGUUGACUUAUAACGUGCAGCUGCUGGCAACAGCGUUGAAGCCGCCGGUGUUGGUGCCCAUCUAUUUGAAGCUCAUGACCAAUAUCGCAAGAUCAAUCUACUUGCCCGGAUACAACCCUACCUUUUUGCAUGAGUUGCGACAUUUUUUGCGCCGGUUUGGAGAGAUUUUACUACCAAUGAUUGAAAGCGCUAGGCCCACUUCCAAUUCAAGAGAAUAUCUUACGCAUCAAUUUCUCGGUACAAAAUACCGCGAGCUUUACAAAUUCGUCAAUGAGGCAAUUGACAAAUAUAUACCUCGAAUCAAUGACAAUUUACACGAUAUGGACUUGCAGCGAGAGUUGCUUUAUGAGAUGAUACUGAAAUGGGUCAAGGUGUUUCCCGGCAAGUUUAUUGCCAGCAAGAAAGUGCAAGGUCCCAUUGAAAAAGUCUUGUAUUUGUUCUACAAGGCGUUUAAAAAGGCAUUCUUUGCCGUUUGUCCGCAAAUGAAGUUUUUCUUUCUUCGAGACUUUGAUAGUCCCUUGAUGAUGGACGUAUUUGCAAGCUAUGAUGAUUUUGACAUUUACAAUUACGAAAUUGAGUAUCCAAGCACGAAAAAAUUCAGCGAUGAGCUUUAUUAUCCACAUGUGGGAGAACUAAAGUACAUGGCCUCGUACUUGAUUCGACUCACUUCGUUUUUCCAAACAAGAGUCGGUAUACUCUACCGGCUUCAAGUGCUCGAUGCAUCAACGAGCAAAUUUGCACUCAAUGAAGCAAACCAAUGGAGGCACACUAUCCACAAUAUUGCCACUGUGAGGAAAGAAUUUGUUGAGCGUGUUGGGGUCAAGGAGAUUCAAAUCACCUCGUUUUUGGAGCAGCACAUUCGCAAGCUGAACUACCCGCAAAAGAUAUCUGGGUACGAGAUGAAUGCGGACGAGUUGAUUGAAAUUUCAAUUAUAAACGACGGCCAUGUCGAUCUAAUGAGCUUGCAAAGAUCGGGGUUGUUGAAAGGAGAUUCCGACAUUAGGUCACAGGUGGCCAAAUAA
Molecule: messenger RNA, 3474 nt
Organism: Lodderomyces beijingensis
Lineage: Eukaryota; Fungi; Ascomycota; Pichiomycetes; Serinales; Debaryomycetaceae
Source: the annotation of a GenBank genome assembly